AUGUCCAGCGUGGCUAACAUGUCGGCGCUCAGCGGCGCUGCGGGCGCCGGUGCACCUGCUACAGAGGCUGAUCAGAACGUGCGUACACGCAGACAAGACUGGCAUAACCACGGGCAUGUUUGGCAUGACAGGGGCAGGCUGGCGUAGGCGAAAGCGUGGCAGUGUUCGCUCCCCGGCGCACCGAAUGCUUUGCCGGUGACCGGUCUGGCUUUGCGAGAGAGUCUCGUCUCAGCAGACCUCAUCAAGCUUCGCGGCUUGGGUGGUGGCAUGGCGAAGGCCCCUGGUUCGGCUAGCUUGCAUGCCAAGCUGGCCUUGACUCGCUGCGAUGUGCUUGGUGUUGACUCGAUGGCAUGCGCGACGUCCUCUUCAACGACGCUGAAUGUCAUUGCCAAAUCUUUCUUGCCGCAACAGAUUGCAGUGUGGAAGAUCAAGAAGCUUGUCAAGUCGUGAGUCGCGCUGACUGGCACCGACAGCAUGUAUGCGCCCACCUAUCAGACUCACAUCGCCUCCCUCGCGACCAACUCAGACUAGACUCUGCUCGCGGAGCAGGUACGAGCAUGAUCAGUCUGAUCAUUCCCCCCAAGUCGCAAAUCAGUCAAUUUUCAAACAUGCUGACGCAAGAAUACGGAACGGCAAGCAACAUCAAGAGUCGUGUGAACCGUCUCUCGGUGCUGGCUGCCAUCACCUCUACGCAGCAGAGGUUGAAGCUGUACAACAGGGGUGAGCUGGGGAGCUUCAGAGCAUGUGCGCGCUGCCAGGCGUUUUCACUGACACUCUGGACCUGUUGCCGUCUCGUCUUGCUGCAUGCAGUGCCUCCAAAUGGACUUGUCAUCUACUGCGGCACCAUCUUGACUGACGAGGGCAAAGAAAAGAAGGUCAACUUUAGCUUUGAGCCAUUCAAGCGUGAGCUGAACGAUUGCUGCAGCAAGUGUUGAUGAAGCAUAGAUCUCACCGUGUGCCCGAACACGCUCGCUGCACAGCUAUCAACACCUCGUUGUACCUCUGCGACAACAAAUUCCACACCGAGGCGCUGUCCGAGUUGUUGGAGAGCGAUGCCAAGUACGGUUUCAUCAUCAUGGACGGAAACGGAAGUCUGUUCGGAACGCUCAGCGGCAACACCCGCAACGUCAUUCACAAGUUUUCGGUGGAUCUGCCCAAGAAGCACAGACGUGGAGGUCAGUCCGCGCUGCGUUUCUCGCGUCUUCGUGACGAAGCGAGGCACAAUUAUGUGCGAAAGGUCGCAGAAGCUGCUACGCAGCACUUUAUCACGGACAACAAGUGCAACUGCGCGGGAUUGGUCUUGGCUGGUAGCGCCGAGUUCAAAAACGAGCUUGGACAGUCCGACUUGUUUGACCCCAGACUGGCAGCCAAGAUCAUCCGCACCGUCGACGUUUCGUACGGCGGCGAAAAUGGUUUCAACCAGGCCAUCGAGCUCUCGGCCGAGUCUCUCGCCUCCGUCCGCUUCAUUCACGAGAAGAAGCUGCUGACCAAGUACUUUGAAGAGAUUGCUCUAGAGACUGGAAAGUACUGCUUCGGCAUCGAGGACACUUUCAAGGCGCUCGAGCUGGGCGCUGUCGAGCAGCUGAUUCUUUGGGAGAAUUUGGACACGAUGAGGUACACCUUGCGCGACUCGGAGGGCGCUCAGCACAUUCUGAUGCUGACGAAGGAACAGGCCGAGGACAAGACCAAGUUCCAGGACCGCAUGACUGGUCAGGAGAUGGAGCAGGCCGAGGAACCUCAACCGUGAGUGGAGCUGUGUGCGAACAUCGAAAUACGGCAGUGCGCUGUAUGCGGAAGAGUGCACACGCUGACCAAGGUCAUGCUUCUCGACGCCCUUUUCAGCGUGCUGGAGUGGCUCGCAGAAAACUAUACGCAGUUCGGAACCAACUUGGAGUUUGUCACGGACCGAUCUCAAGAGGGUUUGCAGUUCUGCAAGGGUUUUGGAGGCGUUGGAGGUUUGCUUCGCUACAAGGUGGCCUUUGAGGAUAUGGCCGUGUUCGAAGAUGACGAGGAUGAGUUCAUGACGGAUUCGGACGAGUGA
Molecule: messenger RNA, 2041 nt
Organism: Ceraceosorus bombacis
Lineage: Eukaryota; Fungi; Basidiomycota; Exobasidiomycetes; Ceraceosorales; Ceraceosoraceae
Source: the annotation of a GenBank genome assembly